Misgurnus anguillicaudatus (oriental weatherfish) is the source of this 1806-nucleotide messenger RNA. It is a transcript of the gene mcat, whose product is annotated as malonyl CoA:ACP acyltransferase (mitochondrial). Lineage: Eukaryota; Metazoa; Chordata; Actinopteri; Cypriniformes; Cobitidae. Gene Ontology annotation, molecular function: transferase activity. The record is from RefSeq and is a predicted model, not a curated record.
AGUACACUAGGUGGCGAUGUGCGCACUUCAUUCACCAGUCUUCACUCGUUAUACGAAAAGAAGAAAAUUACACACAAGACAUGUGAGAAAUACAAGGGUUGUAAGUUAACAGAAUAUAUGGAAACUGUAAUGGCUUAAAAUAUAAUGUAUAGGGGAACAAACUGUUAAACAGUGAGAUCUAAGGACCGUAACAAUACUUUGCUCCCAGGAGUCUAGCAUACAAGAGGCUAACGUAUUUGACCUCCGUAGUGAGCGUGUGUGUUUUUUUUUUUUAGGAAUAAUUUCCGACAGCAUGGUGUAUAGUAUACACAUAGCAGUUUGUUGGGAAUUACUUUAAUCUGAUCUUUUUGUUUCAAGUGAACUGUUUUAAACAUGAAUCUCAGUAUGACUCGGAAGGGAGUUGGUGUGUUUCGGUAUACGGCGACUCUCUUGCAUACAAGAAGACUGUCACAGGAUGUUCAGCUCUCAUCUGAACAAAAUAAUCCUGAUCAUGCUGACAUAAAAGAGGAGACCAUACGAGCACGGAGAGCUCCAGAUACAGCAUCUGUUUUUCUUUUCCCUGGGCAGGGCAGUCAGUUCGUCGGCAUGGGGAGAGGACUGUUAAAAUAUGGAAAUGUCAAAGAGAUGUUUUCUGUAGCUCAAAAGGUGCUCGGCUAUGAUCUGCUGUCUUUGUGUUUAAAUGGACCCGAGAAAGAUCUGAUGAAGACUGUUCACUGUCAGCCGGCUGUGUUUGUGUGCUCGCUGGCUGCUGUGGAAAGACUGAACCACGAAAAUCCUGCUGCUAUUGAAAGCUGUGUGGCCACUGCAGGGUUUAGUGUUGGAGAGUUUAGUGCUUUGGUCUUCUCUGGUGCAAUGGACUUUGCUGAAGCUCUGUUUGCUGUAAAGGUGAGGGCGGAGGCAAUGCAGAAGGCCUCCGAUCACGUGGCGAGUGGCAUGCUGUCCGUUAUUGGCCGAACCCAGGCCAACUACAAACAUGCCUGUCUUCAAGCUAGGGAGCACUGCCUUUCUCUUGGUAUCCAAGAGCCUGUGUGUGCCAUCGCAAACUACCUUUUUCCGGAUGGGAGAGUAAUAGCUGGACACAAAGAGGCUUUGGAUUUCCUUCAAGAGAAUUCCAGAAAGCUGCACUUCACAAGAACACGAAUGCUGCCGGUAAGCGGCGCCUUUCACACCGCCCUGAUGGAGCCUGCGGUCGAGCCCCUGAGAGACGUCCUCAGACGGAUAGAGAUACGACGCCCAGAGAUCACUGUACACUCUAAUGUGGACGGAAAGCGUUACAUGCAUGACAAGCACAUACAGAAGCAGCUGGCCAAACAGCUGGUGUCUCCAGUGAAGUGGGAGCAGACGCUGCAUGAGAUUUAUGAAAGAGCCCAGGGGCGAGACUUUCCUCACACUUACGAGGUGGGGCCGGGUAGACAGUUAGGCUCGACCCUUCAAAAGUGUAACAUGAAAGCAUUUAAAAAUUACACACAUGUCGAUGUUACGCUGCAAGAGGACUGAUGUUUGUGCAAUAAAAUAUGCGGGUUGACUUUUUCAGAUACACAAAAUGAGAAACAUUUUUUAUUUUAAUAUUUUAUUGCGCAAAAUUUAUGGUUUGGAAAGCCCGGCUUCCUUUAACAGUUCAGAAAUGCGUUUAGAGGAAGAGGUAACAAUUCAAUAGCCUAAUUGUCCAGCAAUAGAACACAAAAACACAUCUUUUACAGACCUGCACAUAUAUAAAUAUACAUAUAUAUGUGUGAACCAGCACUUAAAAACAGUAUAGUCGUUAUAAAAGAAAAUGCAAAUAAAAGCAGUUACCUUAAAAACAAA